Messenger RNA from Ogataea parapolymorpha DL-1, 1515 nucleotides. RefSeq lists its product as uncharacterized. NCBI's taxonomy places the organism in Eukaryota, Fungi, Ascomycota, Pichiomycetes, Pichiales, Pichiaceae. The transcript has a single exon. Gene Ontology annotation, biological process: TORC2 signaling. The record is from RefSeq and is a predicted model, not a curated record. Gene Ontology annotation, cellular component: TORC2 complex. The coding region runs from base 1 to 1515 and encodes 504 amino acids.
AUGUCGUCCUCGACCACCAUUUCGCGGCUCGGUACCAUGGAGACAAAGCUGACCCGAUUUUUCAACAAGACGGCAGAGAAGAUGAAACGAUCACCUUCCGACUCUCAUGCGAAUUACCAGUCAAGUUCCAAUGACUCUGUCACCUCAACGUCAACUCUUACAAACGACAAAAACAGCGGCAACAGUAGCACGUUCUCGGCAAAGCUCAAAAGACCGGACAAUCUGUCGAUCCAGACAACGAUCAUGCCGUCCAAAGAGCUCAAGUCUCCGCUGGCGAGGACUUCCAAGGAAGUCGAACGAAUAGCCAGUUUUAGCGCCUUGAACGACCAGCAAAGCAAACAUAAGCACUAUCAUGGCAUUCUACGCUCGCGCAAAGACACCACAAAGUCCUCUUCGAGCUCUAACUCAAGAGUCUCGGCCCUGCACGGCGGCGAGAUGCUCUACUCGUUCCAUCCGUCCCUGGUGAACAGCUCCAUGACGGUGCAAGAAUUACAGAACACCAUCACAGAGCUUGAGAAAUUGAGCGUCAAUAACUCGUCAUUGUCGGGAGACACGGAUGCUAUAGCAGACGAAGCAUGGUCGUUGGUUUCGUCCUUGGUAUCGCCCAUAUUCUACUGCGAGCGACUUAAAAUCCCGAUAGAAGAGAUCAACAAGCUAGUAUACCUUCAUCUUAGACUGCGCUCCAACCAGAUCCCGUCUGACAAGAUCGCUUACUCGCCUAUAUUUUCUCCAAACAACUUCUCCAGUGUAUUUGACGGAGCAGCUACUACUACCCCUUACACUCCUCUGGGAGCUCCGACGCCUACUUUUGCUUCAUCUGGAAGGUCUCCUUCCAGCUCUUACGGAACCAUGUCUCCCGUGAAGAGCUCCAGCAUCGUUCAAGAAAUACAAGAGUUCCUCAAACACGGAAUGAACACCUUUCUUUCACAGUUAUACCAAGACGACACAACGAAGGAAUUUAUGCUCAAGCCCCGCGACCGCAAAACUUCACCCACAAGAGGAUCUGCACUGUCUCUUGUUACGAGCGAGCCAAGUUUCCGCGACGCCUGUGCUUUGCUCUGGGAUUACUUUUUCCAAGACAUGCAUUUUUACCUACAAGGAGUAUUUUUACCGCUUGAGGACGACUCGUUCGAGGAAAUUUUGGGCGGAGGCUGGAGAGGCAAGCCAAGUGUGGAGAACAUUGUGUUUGUCAGCUUCCGCGACAACGUGGUUAUUCCACUUUAUGAGAGUAUGAGACAGGCAGACGCAGAAAAAGAGCGCAGAAAAGACCGGACCAUGUCAUUUGCUACCAGCUCCUCAGCCUCGCUGUCGCGCACCUCGCACGAAAACCUUCGGGGAGUAAAUGCUGGUCGAGAACAGCAAAACAAUGAAAAGCUGCUACACUGUCUCUCAGUCCUCAACCGUGCAGACACCAACGACACAAACCAGAAAAUUGUGGAAAAUCUUAUGCAGCAGGUGAGAGAAAAAUGCAACAAUAUGAAUACGCAGCCAUCCAUGAAAAGCAUGCUAAUUUAG